AUGUUGUGGAAAUUAGCCGACAACGUGAAAUAUGAGGAUGACUGUGAGGAAAGGCACGACGGCAACAGCAAUGGGAAUCCCCGUCUGCCUCACCUGCCAGCGGUCAGUCAGCACCUCUACAGCCCGUCUCCCGCCCUCUCACACUCGGCCAGUUCGGACUUCCAACCCCCGUACUUCCCUCCUCCCUAUCAGCCUAUCUCCUACCCGCAGUCCAGUGACCCUUACUCCCACCUGGGCGACCCUUUCAACAUUAACUCCAUACACCAGUCUCAGUCGUCGAACCAGCAGCAGCCGUGGCCCGGGCGGCAGGGCCAGGAUGGACUCGGCCACGGGAGGAGCGGGUUGGCCAGUCAGAUCUUGGGCCUGGAGGGAGGCUCGUCCGGGGUGAGGAGGGAAGGGUUCCGCCGGCCGGAGUUGCUGCCACCCCAUGCGCACAGCAUAGAGUCGUCGGUUAUUGGGGAUAACAUGGGGAUGCACGACAUGGGGCACGGGCUAGAGGAUGUUCAACAUGUAGAUGACCACAGUAUUAUUAUGGCAGAUCAGACAGUCAUCAAAAAAGUAUUAGGACUACGAGGUGGCAGGAACCUUGAUCGCUUACAGAGGACUUAUUAUCAGGGGGGCAUUCUUGCGGGUGAGGAUGAAGGGCCUGUCACUCUUCCCAAGGGCAACGCGCUGGGUCUUCCCUUUCAAAAAGAGUCCCUGCUGGGGAUGGUAUCAAACCCCACAGAGGUGUUCUGUUCUGUACCUGGUCGCCUUUCCUUGCUGAGCUCCACUUCAAAAUACAAGGUUACCGUGGCUGAGGUCCAGAGACGUCUGUCACCCCCAGAGUGCCUCAACGCAUCGCUCCUGGGAGGAGUUUUACGCAGAGCCAAGUCAAAAAAUGGAGGCCGUUCUCUGAGAGAAAAGCUGGAUAAAAUUGGGCUCAACUUGCCAGCAGGAAGAAGGAAGGCAGCCAAUGUCACUCUACUUACCUCACUUGUAGAAGGUGAAGCUGUUCAUUUAGCGAGAGACUUUGGCUACGUGUGUGAGACAGAGUUCCCUGCAAAGGCGAUUGCUGAAUACCUGGGCAGGCCGCACAUGGAACGCAAUGAGGUUAACUCUCGCAAGAACAUGCUCCUUGCUGCCAAGCAAAUCUGCAAGGAGUUCACUGACCUGCUUACUCAGGACCGCUCACCUCUGGGAAACUCUCGGCCGGCGCCCAUCCUGGAGCCUGGAAUCCAAGGCUGCCUGACCCACUUCAGCCUCAUCAGUCAUGGCUUUGGCUCUCCAGCCAUCUGUGCCGCCAUGACUUCGCUUCAAAACUACCUGAAUGAAGCGCUCAAACAAGUGGACAAGAUGUACCUGAGCUCUGGUAGCGACACCCAGGGAUCCUCAGACAGUGGGAGCAAAUCGACCGACAAAAUGGACAAGCACAGGAAAUGA
Messenger RNA from Scomber japonicus (chub mackerel), 1422 nucleotides. It is a transcript of the gene tfap2c, whose product is annotated as transcription factor AP-2 gamma (activating enhancer binding protein 2 gamma). Lineage: Eukaryota; Metazoa; Chordata; Actinopteri; Scombriformes; Scombridae. Gene Ontology annotation, cellular component: nucleus. The coding region runs from base 1 to 1422 and encodes 473 amino acids. The record is from RefSeq and is a predicted model, not a curated record. The transcript has 8 exons. Gene Ontology annotation, biological process: anatomical structure development; regulation of transcription by RNA polymerase II; regulation of cell population proliferation. Gene Ontology annotation, molecular function: RNA polymerase II transcription regulatory region sequence-specific DNA binding; DNA-binding transcription factor activity, RNA polymerase II-specific.